Molecule: messenger RNA, 2310 nt
Organism: Corylus avellana
Lineage: Eukaryota; Viridiplantae; Streptophyta; Magnoliopsida; Fagales; Betulaceae
Product: Ubiquitin carboxyl-terminal hydrolase family protein
Molecular function (GO): RNA binding
Source: RefSeq, a predicted model, not a curated record
UUCUGCAGAACGCAGCUAACAAAACAGAGGAGGCAGGCAGCAAAGAGCAGAAAGUUAGACCAAAUGCAGUUCAUCUUCCGCUCUUUCCCAAACCCACUCUCUCACUCUCAAUCCCAGCUCAUCCGCCACCGCCGGACGUUCGUGGAAGACGCCACCAUCAAAUGGGUCCGAGACCGCGGCCUCGACCACGCUGUGGAGAAGGAGAAGAACCUCAGACCCUUGCUCAACCUCAAGAACUUCAUCAAAUCUGAGCCAUCCAAGUCCGUCCCUAUCUCCGUCAUCGCCCAGAACCGAGACUCCCUCCAGAUCCCGACCCGCCCCAUCGACUUCGUCCGCGGAUACCCUUCCGUUUUCGAGGAGUUCCUCCCCGGCGGCAUCCGCAUCCACCCACACGUUCGCCUCACCCCUGAGGUCCUCAACCUUGACGCCGAAGAGCAGUUGGUUUAUCAGAGCGAGACCUAUAAGCAACAGGCUGCGGACCGGGUUUUGAAGCUCCUGAUGAUAUCUAGGGCCCAUAGAAUACCGCUCAGUGUCAUCGAGCUCUUGAAAUGGGAUCUGGGUCUUCCUCAAGAUUACGAGAAAACCAUAGUCCCCGAGUUCCCGGACUAUUUUCGGAUUGUGGGUCACAGAGAUUCUGCAAAAGGGUCGGAGGAUACGCGAGCUUUGGAACUGGUUUGUUGGAGCAAUGAGCUUGCCACUUCGGUUAUGGAGAAGAAGGCGAUGAAUGGGAAAUUGGGUUACACAAAGGGAAUGGCUUUAGCAUUCCCUAUGCAAUUUUCGAGAGGAUUUGAGAUGGACAAGAAGUGGAAGAAGUGGGUGGAUGAGUGGCAGAAGUUGCCUUACAUUUCUCCUUAUGAGAAUGCGUCUCAUCUUCCGCCGAAGAGUGAUGAAUCGGAGAAGUGGGCGGUCGCGGUUUUGCACGAGUUGCUUCAUAUUCUUGUGCCAAAGAAGACGGAGAGGGAUAAUAUACUAUGCCUUGGAGAGUAUUUGGGGCUUAGGUCGAGGUUUAAGAGAGCAUUGCUGCAGGACUCGGGUAUAUUCUAUUUGUCGAGUAAGAUUGGUACCUACACUGUGGUUUUGAGAGAAGGUUAUAAAAGGGGUUUGCUAGUUGAGGAUCAUCCAUUGAUGAGCAUGAGGAAUCAGUAUAUUCACCUCAUGAAUAUGGUGAAGGAAAAUAGUAAACCGGUUAGCGUUCCAGGUGCAAGUACUCAAAAGAAAAAGCAGACGGGUCAUGAUGAAAAAGGGAAAGGAGAGGAAGAGGAGGAUAUUGAAAGUGGGGAAGAACAUGAAGGGGGCUUGUAUGAUUCUUCGGAAGCUGAGGUUGAGGAGGCUAGCGACAAUAAAUACGAACAUGAGGAUGAAAAUGAGAGUCACAGAGGUGUUAGAAGAAAUGUUUCAGAUAAUAGAGGAAGUAGAGCUUGGAAAAUGAAUUUGGAUGCGAAGGAGACUUUGAGAAAACCUGAAAGAAGAAGGGCAGGUGGAAAACAACCUGGUAAGACGAUGGAAAAAGUUCAAUCCAAAUUUUCUAAAAGAGCAAAUAUGCACGGUGGGAAUAAUGUUGGGGGAAGCUCGCCAGAGAGAUCAAGUUUACCUAAAAGCAGAGGGAGGUCAUUGCCAGACAAGAGGAUUUAUACUUCGUAAAGAUUCAGAUUAUUUGCUGCAACAACAUGUUAGCAGGCCUUUGUUGGCUUUCUGAGGAAAGUGGCAAUCAUGCAUGAUGAUUGAUGCAGCUUGAAAUAACGGGCGUCCAGAUCAAGCAAUUACUGGUGUGUUUAUUUUGAAGAAAGGCUGAUUAAUUCAUGAAAGAGGAGAAUGUUAAUUUUGGUGACUUCAGCAUAGCAAGCAGAGGUGUUAUAUGAGAAGCUGCAUUUUGGGUAAAACAGAAUUCCUGAAUACCAUAUAAAAAAAUUGAUAAAUGCUAGGUCUGCUUUGCAGGAUGUUUACAAUAGAAAGCAUGGCAACUGGGAAGUGAAUACAAAUGUGAAGGGCAUCUCACAGGAUGUUGGUUCUUUGGACAGUUAUCCCUUUUCUGCUUGAAGCUUUUUCUUUUUCUGGUAAAGCCUAGGUGGGGGAUGAAAGGUAUGUAGAUUGCUAAUAAGAAUUAUGUCUGAGCAUGUAAAAUUCAUGCAGACCUUUGGUUUUAUAUGUUGAAAACUUUAGGGUUAAAAUCCUGUUCUGCAAAUUGUCUAAAUAGAUUUCUUUUUUCGUUUUCCUUUCAGUGAAAACAGUAUAAGGAUUACAACCAUAUGAUCAACACUAGAACAACUUUAGAGAUAUGAAUAAAGUGAAAACAAACAUGUAAUCUGUGAU